GUUUUUAUUGGCAAAAUUUGUGAUUGCUUAAGCUGUUGCUGCUUAAAGGAAGAUACGUGUUGCUGAUUUCAAUUUGCUUCCACAAUCUUGCUUCAACUACAAGUUGUGAAAGCUCGAUUCUUUUGGGACAUGAGCAUGUGACUCAUGAAAGUUUCAGUCUUUAUUUUAGUCUUUUGCUGUGAUUUGAGCUGGCUAGAGAAGACUCUUGUCUUUGUGUGUUAGUCAUGGUGAUCAUUCUCCUAUUAGCCUUCUUUGUUGGUUCAUCUGUGAGCCUGACAUGUCAUCCCAACGACUUAUCUGCACUCCGGGAAUUCGCAGGAGCGUUGAAGAACAUGUCUGUUACGGAACCUUGGUUAAACGGUUCGCGUUGUUGUGAAUGGGAUGGUGUGUUUUGUGAAGGGGGUGAUGUUUCUGGUCGAGUUACAAAGUUGGUUCUUUCUGAUAAGGGUUUGGAAGGUGUGGUUUCGGGGUCUUUAGGCGAGUUGAGUGAGCUGCGAGUACUUGAUCUAUCUCGUAACCAGCUUAAAGGCGAAUUACCAGUGGAGAUUUCCAAGUUAGAGCAGCUUGAAGUUCUUGAUAUGAGCCAUAAUUUGUUAUCAGGGUCAGUUUUGGGAGCGGUUUCUGGUUUAAAGCUGAUUCAGUCGCUGAACAUUUCCAGCAAUUCGCUGAGCGGGAAGUUAUCGGAUGUUGGAGUGUUUCCUGGUAUUGUGAUGCUUAAUGUAAGCAACAAUUUGUUCGAGGGUGAGAUUCAUCCUGAACUCUGCAGCUCAUCUGGUGAGAUUCAGGUUCUUGAUUUAUCGAUGAAUCGUUUGGUGGGGAAUCUUGAUGACUUGUAUAAUUGCAGCAAGUCUAUCCAGCGGCUCCAUGUCGACAGCAACGGAUUGACUGGCCAACUUCCGGAUUAUCUUUAUUCGAUCCGAGACUUAAAGCAACUAUCACUCUCUGGAAACUACUUAUCUGGAGAGUUAAGCCAGAACUUGAGCAAUCUCUCUGGUCUUAAGUCUCUGUUGAUUUCCGAGAACCGGUUUUCCGGUGUAAUUCCAAAUGUUUUUGGCAAUCUGACUCAGCUGGAACACCUUGAUGUAAGCUCCAACAAGUUCUCGGGAAGAUUUCCGCCAAGCUUAUCUCAAUGCUCGAAGCUGCGGGUUCUUGAUCUUAGGAACAACUCGUUAUCUGGUUCUAUCAAUCUUAACUUCACUGGAUUUACCGAUCUUUGCGUGCUCGAUCUCGCCAGUAAUCAUUUCUCUGGACCACUUCCUGAUUCCCUUGGCCAUUGUCCCAAGAUGAAGAUCUUGAGUUUGGCGAAAAACGAGUUCAGCGGCAAAAUCCCCUACACCUUCAAGAAUCUGGAGUCUCUCUUGUUCCUGUCCUUAUCCAACAACAGCUUUGUGGAUUUUUCUGAGACAAUGAAUGUGCUGCAACAUUGCAGAAAUCUCUCCACUCUUAUUCUCUCAAAGAAUUUCAUCGGCGAGGAAAUACCAAGCAACGUCACUGGUUUCAACAACCUCGCGAUUUUAGCCCUCGGAAACUGCGGUCUUAGAGGUCAGAUUCCGAGCUGGUUAUUGAAUUGCAAGAAGCUGGAAGUUCUUGAUCUCUCUUGGAAUCACAUUUACGGAACUAUCCCUCAUUGGAUCGGUAAGAUGGAGAGUCUGUUCUACAUAGACUUCUCAAACAACACUUUAACCGGAGAAAUCCCGGUAGCCAUAACCGAGCUCAAGAACUUAAUCCAUCUAAACUGCACCGCUUCUCAGAUGACCACCUCUUCUGGUAUUCCUCUCUACGUUAAGCGGAACAAGAGCUCGAGUGGUCUUCCAUAUAACCAAGUUUCAAGAUUCCCGCCAUCUAUCUAUUUGAACAAUAACCGCCUUAACGGGACGAUCUUGCCGGAGAUCGGACGUUUGAAAGAGCUUCACAUGCUGGAUUUGAGCAGGAACAACUUCACCGGGAGGAUACCUGAUUCCAUUUCAGGGCUUGACAAUUUGGAGGUUCUUGAUUUGUCUUACAAUCAUCUCUACGGUUCGAUUCCUCUGUCUUUUCAGAGUCUCACUUUCUUGUCGAAGUUCAGCGUUGCAUAUAAUCGUCUCACUGGUGCGAUUCCAUCUGGAGGCCAGUUCUACAGCUUCCCACACUCCAGCUUUGAAGGAAAUUUGGGGCUUUGUCGCGCGAUUGAUUCUCCUUGCGAUGUUCUGAUGAGUAACAUGUUGAAUCCGAAAGGUCCUUCGCGUAGUAAUAACAAUGGCGGAAGAUUCGGGAGAAGCAGCAUUGUUGUACUUACCAUAAGUCUAGCCAUUGGGAUUACUCUACUACUUUCUGUUAUUCUGUUAAGAAUUUCAAGAAAAGACUCGGAUGAUCGAAUCAAUGACGUUGAUGAGGAAACUAUCAGCGGUGUUCCGAAAGCUCUCGGGCCAUCAAAGAUUGUGCUUUUCCAUAGCUGUGGAUGCAAAGAUCUGAGUGUUGAGGAGUUGUUGAAAUCUACAAACAAUUUCAGCCAGGCAAACAUUAUAGGAUGUGGCGGAUUUGGUCUUGUGUACAAAGCGAAUUUUCCUGAUGGCUCGAAAACAGCGGUCAAGAGGCUUUCUGGUGACUGCGGGCAGAUGGAACGCGAAUUCCAAGCGGAAGUUGAAGCAUUGUCGCGAGCGGAACACAAGAAUCUGGUCUCUCUUCAAGGCUACUGCAAGCAUGGAAACGAUCGGCUGCUUAUCUACUCAUUUAUGGAGAACGGAAGCUUGGAUUAUUGGCUGCACGAGCGGGUAGAUGGGAAUAUGACUCUCAAAUGGGACGUGAGAUUGAAGAUAGCUCAAGGCGCAGCACGCGGGCUUGCUUACUUGCAUAAAGUCUGUGAACCAAAUGUUAUCCAUAGGGAUGUGAAGUCGAGUAACAUUUUGUUAGAUGAGAAGUUUGAAGCUCAUCUUGCGGAUUUCGGGUUAGCGAGGUUGCUUAGGCCGUACGAUACUCACGUGACGACUGAUUUGGUGGGGACAUUGGGUUAUAUUCCUCCUGAAUAUAGCCAGUCUCUGAUUGCAACAUGUAGAGGAGAUGUUUACAGUUUCGGCGUCGUGCUUUUGGAGCUAGUUACGGGCCGUAGACCUGUGGAAGUCUGUAAAGGGAAAAGUUGCAGAGAUUUGGUGUCUCGGGUGUUUCAAAUGAAGGCCGAGAAGCGUGAAGCUGAGCUUAUCGAUACAACAAUACGCGAAAAUGUGAACGAGAAAACAGUUUUAGAGAUGUUGGAGAUUGCUUGCAAAUGCAUUGAUCAUGAGCCUAGAAGGAGACCGUUGAUCGAAGAAGUCGUUACUUGGCUUGAAGAUCUUCCCAUGGAGUCUGUUCAACAACAAUGAAAACUCCUUUAUAGGAGCUUUCUUAGUUUCUUUGUUAAUGAAGUGUAGAUCACUAGUUUUAAUCAAAGAAACUUGGGGUAUACAUGUAAAGCAAUGAACUUUUUUUUUACUCAACAUACGAAUCAGACUUUUCUCAUGUCAUAAUACUCUGUAUGUUAGGACUUAAAAAGCCAAAUCAAUAAUGUGCUUUUAA
This is a messenger RNA of Arabidopsis arenosa, 3528 nucleotides long. The record is from the annotation of a GenBank genome assembly. NCBI's taxonomy places the organism in Eukaryota, Viridiplantae, Streptophyta, Magnoliopsida, Brassicales, Brassicaceae.